Candidozyma pseudohaemuli is the source of this 1059-nucleotide messenger RNA. RefSeq names its product mRNA-binding protein. Bases 1 to 1059 code for a protein of 352 amino acids. The record is from RefSeq and is a predicted model, not a curated record. The transcript has a single exon. NCBI's taxonomy places the organism in Eukaryota, Fungi, Ascomycota, Pichiomycetes, Serinales, Metschnikowiaceae.
AUGUUCGACCCUAAAGGCCCUAUCGCUCAACAGCUCACCCCACUCCUCAUCACGGAGCUCACCACCAAGUACAACAUCCCAGACGACGCCAAGGAUGUCGCUGAGUACAUCAUCAUGUUGAUUGGAAACGGCCGUCCAGCUAACGAGAUUGUUGCUGAGACCAAGGAGAUCGUCAGCAUCCCUAUCGACGAGACCUUCAUUGGUACCGUCUUUGCUGAGAUUGGUCGUCUUGAGACCCUUGCCUCUCAGAGCCAGGAGGACACCUCCAUGGCCGUUGAGGAGAAGCAACCCCGUGGUAGAAACGUCAAGUUCCAGAAGGGCGUCGAGGCACGUGGCAAGUUUGGUGCCACUACCAAGCCCCGUGUCACCAGAGCCGGUAUCACCAAGGGUGCUAUCGGUAAGCCUGGUGUUGGCAAAGCCAGCAAGGACUUUGUCGCCAAGAGCCACGGCAGAAAGGAGAUCCCAACCAAGCCAAGAGGCCAGCAAAUCCAGGAGAAGAGACUCUUGGAGCAGAUCCAGCAGCACAUGCCAUCUCUUUUGGCCAACCAAGGUUCUGAGGUGGAGAGCUGUAAGUACGGACAUGUGUGCUCCAAGGAGUUGUGCCCAUUUGGUCACCCAGCUCCAGCCAACAAGGACGCCAGAAUCCUUACCCCAAGAUGGUGCAAAUUCAACAAGAAGUGUACCAACAAGAGCUGUGCUUACGCUCACUCCUCGCCAAACUACCUGAAGUACACUCCAACCAAGAGACAGGCCACCACCUUGGAGCAGUGUAAGUUCAACAACUCCUGUACCAACAAGGGAUGUACCAGACGUCACGCCACCUCUCUUGUGGCUUGUCAGCGUGGUAACGACUGUAAGUUGCCAUUCUGCACCUACAACCACAUUAUCGAUGAGGAGUGUCGUCACAAGAACGAGUGUGCUAACAAGGUUUGCUACUUCAAGCACCCUGACGCCAGAGAGGUUGGUUUCCUCAAACAGAACACCGGUGGCUCUGAGCCAACCAACGAACGUGCUUUUGCCGUUCCUGAGGACCAAGUUAUGGAGCAGGCUGUUCAGUAA